AUGGUUCAGCUUAAGGUCAACCAGGGAACUCCCAAACGUGUGAGACCUUUCAGGUAUGAAGCAUCAUGGAGUAAAAAAGAGGGGUGUGAGGCCCUAAUCAAACAACACUGGGGUAUGACAACUGGCCAUUUAGACCCCCUAACAGGAUCCAUCACUGGUUUAAAGUAUUGUCAAGAGGGUCUGAAGAAUUGGAGUAUGGAAAUGAGAAGAAAUCAAGGGGCACUUAUUAAGGAAAAACUGUCAAUUCUCAGCUCCCUCAAAGAAACUAAUGAGGGACACCUUUACACAGAAAUAAGUGUACUUCAGAAGGAAGUGGACUCGCUUUUAGAGGCAGAAAACUCCAAGUGGCAACAAAGGGCCAAGCAAAACUGGUUGAGAGGUGGGGAUAGAAACACUUCAUUCUUCCAUAAGUGUGCCAGCCAAAGGAGAAAACAGAACCUCAUCUGUAACAUAAGGGAUAAUGAAGGAAAUGAGACCACUAGUCAGAAGGAGAUUAGCCAAAUUUUUCAGAGCUUCUUUCAAGAGCUUUUUUACCUCAUCAAGCCCAAAAGGCAUUGCUGA
Messenger RNA from Carya illinoinensis, 561 nucleotides. RefSeq lists its product as uncharacterized. The transcript has a single exon. The coding region runs from base 1 to 561 and encodes 186 amino acids. NCBI's taxonomy places the organism in Eukaryota, Viridiplantae, Streptophyta, Magnoliopsida, Fagales, Juglandaceae. The record is from RefSeq and is a predicted model, not a curated record.